This is a messenger RNA of Ricinus communis (castor bean), 2645 nucleotides long. RefSeq names its product WRKY transcription factor 44. NCBI's taxonomy places the organism in Eukaryota, Viridiplantae, Streptophyta, Magnoliopsida, Malpighiales, Euphorbiaceae. Gene Ontology annotation, biological process: regulation of DNA-templated transcription. The coding region runs from base 772 to 2196 and encodes 474 amino acids. The record is from RefSeq and is a predicted model, not a curated record. The transcript is spliced from 6 exons. Gene Ontology annotation, molecular function: DNA-binding transcription factor activity; sequence-specific DNA binding.
AACUGCCUGCCUCUGUCCCCAGAGAUUGGGAACGCACGGCUCGGCACAGCCCAAUAAUGCAAUACGGUGCCACUGUUUCUGCACCACAUUUCCUAUCUUAUCAGAGAGUCAAUUGAGAGCUAAGAGAGACAGUUAGUUGGCCGUACCCUUCAUUUUCAUUUCUUAUUUAUUUAUUUAUUUAUUUUAGGUGCAGGCCCGUACUUUGAAAGAAAAAAAAAAUUUGUCAAAAAUAUUAUACUAACCAAUCCCACUUCUCUGAAUUGAUUUUUUAUUUUCUUUUAUUUUUUAUUAAUGUAAUGAAACUAUAUUACGAAACAGUUGGUUGGGAUUUCUUGUUUUUCUUGCUUCCUGCGAUUUCUGCUGUCUUUAGUUAGCUGCUGCACAAGCUUUCUAGAACCCAAAUGGAAAGAAAAGAAAAGAAACACGCAGACACUCUCUCUUACAUUUUGUUAUGUGUAUAAAAGAGAACUGUUUGGAGAAUUCUUAGAAACUAGUCAAGACAAAGAAGAGAAAUAGGAGAAGGCUUGAAAGGGUUAUUUUGAUCCUUGGACUUCUGAACCCAACUCCGAGGAGAACAAUUUCCUAGCAUUUCUGAUCAUCCUUGUCUUCCAAGUUUUCCCUCUCUAAAGCUUGAUUAUAUUCUUUUGGCAUUCAGUUAACAAAAGGAAACAAGGGUGCAAGAAAAUUGGGAUUCCAAGUUCCCCUUACAUUUUGCAUUAGCAAAUCAGUCACCAAUGAAACUAUAUUGACAUUCCAGAUAAUUUUUGGAAAAUGGAAAUCAAUGAAGCAGAGAGAGUGGUUAUAGCUAAGCCAGUAGCUUCAAGGCCUACUUGCUCCAAUUUUAGGUCUUUCUCAGAGCUCCUGGCUGGUGCAAUAAAUGGUUCACCUCCUAACGUAUGUUCUGAAACAACAGUUGCUGCCAUUAGACCAAAGACAGUGAGGUUCAAGCCAAUGAUUAAUUGCGCUCCAGCUGUAUCCAUUUCUUCCCAGGCUGACCUCUCGGGAACAGCACUUUGCAAUUCAUCUGAUAAAGUUUUGAAAGCAGAUUGUAAGCCCACUGUCAUAUAUAAACCACAGGCCAAGCUUGUGUCAAAGGCAACUGUUUCUCUUUUGGCAAAUAUGGGAAACUUCAAUGAUAAUUAUCAACAGCAAAGACUAAUUUCAGUUGAAACUCCAGUUCAAAAUCCAAACCAAGAACAACACAAUUUUUCAUCACAUCUUCACCAGAAUUUUCCAUCUCAAGCACAAACUGACCAGACAACUGAACUCUCAAGGUUAUCAUCUCAGAACCAGGAGGAUGAUCUGAAAUCCUUAUCUGCUGCAGCUAAUGUGGAUCGUCCUUCUUAUGAUGGUUAUAACUGGAGAAAAUAUGGGCAAAAACAAGUUAAAGGAAGCGAGUAUCCGCGUAGUUACUACAAAUGCACCCACCCGAAUUGUCCAGUGAAAAAGAAGGUUGAAAGAUCAUUGGAUGGACGGAUUGCUGAAAUUGUCUAUAAAGGUGAACACAACCAUUCAAAGCCUCAACCUCUUAAACGCAACUCGUCAGGAACACAAGGGCCUGGACCUGUAUGUGAUGGCAAUAAUCAAGAUACAAACAAUCCAUUGUGGAAUAAUUCCGUUAAUGAAAGAAAUGAAGGUUCUGAAGGCAGAGUUGAAAAUCAGAAUGAAAUUGGAUUACCUGCCCAUUCAACUUAUCAGACUACAGCUCCUCAUACUCAUGACCCUGCUAGAAAUGGAUCAAUUAAUGCUGGUGCUGUAACUUCUGAUAACUCUUGUGGUCUUAGCGGGGAAUGUGAAGAAGGAAGCAAGGGACUGGAAGGUGGUGAAGAUGAACCUAGAAGUAAACGAAGGAAAAGUGACAAUCAAUCAAAUGAAGCAGGCAUAUCAGCAGAAGGUCGACAAGAGCCUCAUCUAGUGGUUCAAAGUUCCACCGAAACUGAGAUUGUGGGGGAUGGUUUUCGUUGGAGAAAAUAUGGGCAGAAGGUGGUGAAGGGAAAUCCCUAUCCAAGAAGUUAUUAUAGAUGUACUGGUCUAAAAUGCAAUGUCCGCAAGUAUGUGGAGAGAGUAUCAGAUGAUCCGGGAGCUUUUAUUACAACAUAUGAGGGUAAACAUAACCAUGAGAUGCCUCUCAGGGGCUCAAAUUCAGCAGCACAGGAAUCCAAUUCGCAGGCGCCUAGUGGUAGAAGCAAGCCAUGAUCUCAAGAAUUGGAGGCCGUUCCUGAUAUGAUGAUUAUUCUGGCCAAGAGUCAGAAAACAAUUCACAUGCAGUGGGAACUAAAUAAUGGAGGAAGCUGUUUUAAAGCCUGCUAUAUGACUGUUCCGCGGCGAUGCUGUAUCUUUGUCAUGUGGAAACCCAAUAGCGGGGGGCUUCUUGGUGAAGGUGGUUUUAUGUUUGGUAAUUCAGAUUAUUGGCCAUGAUAUGUUCCUUCACCCAUUCUCCAAUAUUGCUGCCUGUCUUUAGGUAGCUGUAUUACGAGUACAAUUUUAAUUAUAAUUACCCUUUUCUAAUUAUUUUGAAUUAAGCAUAAUAAGUGAUGACUUGCUUUGGAUAAUCAAUAUGUAAUAAAUAUGCAGUUUCAAUUCGUGUCAACCUUUAAAAAGUUGAUAGCAAUUUUUUGAACAAAGUCUUAAUAUCUCUUUGGUAA